Closterium sp. NIES-65 is the source of this 963-nucleotide messenger RNA. NCBI's taxonomy places the organism in Eukaryota, Viridiplantae, Streptophyta, Zygnematophyceae, Desmidiales, Closteriaceae. The record is from the annotation of a GenBank genome assembly.
AUGCUCAGCCCCUCCGUCUCCCCCGCGCUCUUCCUGCUCGCCGGCUACGAGGAUGGUCGCAUGGCCCUGUGGGACGUGCGCCGCCCCGAUCGCCCUCUCACUGCCGCGCGCCUGCACUCCCACCCAGGUGGGCGGCACUCUCACCGAGCAGUGCAGAGCAUGGCGGUGUGGAGCAGUGCGGAGCAUGGCAUGUCAGGCGGGGCCGACACAGACACCGUCUUCUUCCGCCUCUCCCUCUCCCAGGUAACACCCGCCCUCUCCCUCUCCCAGGUAACACCCGCCCUCUCCCUCUCCCAGGUAACACCCGCCAUCUCCCUCUCCCAGGUAACACCCGCCCUCUCCCUCUCCCAGGUAACACCCGCCCUCUCCCUCUCCCAGGUAACACCCGCCCUCUCCCUCUCCCAGGUAAGACCCGCCCUCUCCCUCUCCCAGGUAAGACCCGCCCUCCUUGCUUCCUCGCUCCACCCUUUGCAACUUCGCAAGCCCCGUUCACACCGCCCCGCACAGCACCCAUCACUGCACACGUCACUGCAGCGGGUGUCCGCCACUGCUCAGUUACCCGACGUGGCAUCGCAUUAUCCUCGCACACACCGUGCUCACCUUUUCCCUUUUCCUCCAUGCCUCUCCAUUUCCCACUUUAUGCGCCCCUCUGUGCCCCCUGUGCGUCCUGUGCCUUCCUGUGCACUCCCAUGCCCCCCUGGCAGCAUGGAGGCGGUGAAGCGGGUGCGGUCACAGCAGCCCGGCACCGCUGCCAUCGCGCUGCACCCCGCGGGUGGAGUAGCGGCCACCGGGGGCUGGGAUGGCAGCGUGCGCCUCUAUGACUGCGCCCUCCUCCACAGACCUCGCCCUGCCGCCCACCUCACCCACCACUCUGCUGCUGUGACAGCAGUGGUGUUCACGCCGGACGGCCAGCUGUGCUCCGCAUCACGUGAUGCCACCAUCGCUCUCUGCCGCGCUCGCUGA